AUGCAAUCAGUCAAUUCACAACUUGAAGAACAAGUCAACUUGCCAAAAAUUGAGUAUGGCAUUGGAGUUUCUCGAUCAGAAUGUCUCGUAGGUAAUGUUGGUACUUCAGCAGUGAGAUUUGCAGCAUUAAUUGGUGCAUGCUCGAGUAAUGCAUUGAGAUUGGCUGCAUUGUGUGCCUAUUUUGGAACCUCAAUUUUAACAGAUGAAUCCUUGGCAUUGCCAUUACAAACAGGAUUCAUCACAAGAGCUGUGCAUUUCAUGCAGAAGAAAUCAAUAUUUGAUAGUGAGAAAUUGAGUUUGGAUGAUGGAGGCGAUGAUCGUCAAGUGAUUUAUCAAUUACUUGCUGAGAAUCGUGUAAAUGAUGACGAAUGGCUCUAUGAAUUGGAACAACAGGAAAAUAACAACAAAUAUAGAGAAUUCGAUCAGGCAUUUGGGUUGUUGAGAGGAGAUGUAAAUAUUGAACUGCUAGGUGAGAUUUGUGAAGUGUUUGGAACCUAUUCCACAAAGAAUCCUCAAGAUAAGGUUGUUUCCUUACUGUAUACUCAAUUGUCUGAUUAUUUAAAGCUAGAUACGAAAGAAGUGGAAAGUGCUGUGAGGUCGUUUAGCUUGGAAAAGACUGAUAUUCCACUCCAUACAGAUCCAUCAUUUAUUCUGUAA
Molecule: messenger RNA, 657 nt
Organism: Naegleria gruberi
Lineage: Eukaryota; Heterolobosea; Eutetramitea; Acrasida; Naegleriidae
Exons: 1
Coding region: 1-657 (218 amino acids)
Source: RefSeq, a predicted model, not a curated record